This is a messenger RNA of Striga asiatica, 615 nucleotides long. The record is from the annotation of a GenBank genome assembly. Lineage: Eukaryota; Viridiplantae; Streptophyta; Magnoliopsida; Lamiales; Orobanchaceae.
AUGCCUAGUGGGGAUGUUACCAAACCAGUAGAUCCUAAUGAGAUAGUUAAGAGUCAGCCUAGGGUAGAGAGUGAGAGUGUGAGUGCUAACAGUUGUGGUAAUGGGGAGAAGGGGUUAUCUGAGAGUCCUAGGGCUGAGGUGGGGCAGGGUAGUGGUAAUAAGUCUGAUUCCUUUAACUUGGGAAAUACUGAAAUUUCUUAUCACUUGGAGGUUCAAACCCAAGUGGACCCUUCUCCCAAUGAUAACCAUCUUGUGGAUGUCAAUGUUCAAUCUGCCUCCAUUGGAGAAAGAUUGGCAAAGAGAAUGAAGAAAAUCUCCGUUAGGAAGUCUCAUAAGUUAGAGGUGAUCAAAGAAAAUAUGGAGGUUGACUUGAAAGUUAACAAUGAGGGAUUAGAUAGUGGACUAAUGAUAGGUCAAAAGAGUGCUUUACAUGUGUCUGAUUCCUCAGAGGAUUCUGAGCCUCGGUUGCGAGGCUGCCUCGACCUUCCUCUUCCGCCGUUAGCAUGGCGAUUUCGGCCAGGCGCUGCUGCUCGUGGAUGGACCGGGGAAGCACCGGCCCCACCUAACGAUAGUGACGCGAUGAGCAUCUUCAUGUUCUGCGAACCCGUUCAUUGA